Molecule: messenger RNA, 2691 nt
Organism: Gastrolobium bilobum
Lineage: Eukaryota; Viridiplantae; Streptophyta; Magnoliopsida; Fabales; Fabaceae
Product: ABC transporter G family member 28-like
Exons: 10
Coding region: 73-2622 (849 amino acids)
Molecular function (GO): ATP hydrolysis activity; ABC-type transporter activity; ATP binding
Source: RefSeq, a predicted model, not a curated record
GAUAUUUUGCUCAGCAGGAUCCUAUUGUCCAACAACCACCAUAAGAAUUCCUUGCAGUAGCAUUACUGCAGGAUGGGUUCCACAUCUGAGACAAGAUGCUUCAAGUUGAGUUCAUGCAAUUCAAACACAGCAACCCCAGAUAUGCAUGUAUAUGGAAUUAUGCUCAUUGCUGCUUUGAGUACUUUGCUACUCAUUAUUUACAACUGUUCUGACCAAGUUCUCACUACUAGGGAAAGGAGAGUGGCCAAAUCUAGAGAAGCAGCAGCUAGAAGUGCAAGGACGACUGCAAAUGCACGCCAAAGAUGGAAACUUGCAAAAGAUGCUGCUAAGAAGGGUGCAACUGGACUGCAAACUCAACUAUCACACACAUUCUCCCGUAAGAAGGAUGCAGCAAAUCUGGAAAAAAUUAACAUUUUGAAUCAAACAACUUCUGAAGCGGAUGGUGAAUUGUUGUUACAUCCACAACCUAUCACUUCAAACAUGGUUGCAAGUUCAUCUGUGGUGCCGAAGGUAAAGGGAAAAGAACCCAGUGGUCUAAUGGAGAUAAUACAUGAAAUUGAAAAUGACCCUGAUAUUAAUGACAACCUUAAUAUAGAAAUAGGAACUAGAGAUAAAAGUGUUACAGGAAAUAUUUCAAAGGAAAAACAACCGCAUACACAUAGCCAAAUUUUUAACUAUGCAUAUACUCAACUUGAAAAAGAGAAGGCUCAGCAACAAGAAAACAAAAACCUUACAUUCUCAGGAGUAAUUAAAAUGGCUGCAAACACUGAAAAAAGGAAAAGGCCUUUAGUUGAGAUUGCUUUCAAAGAUCUGACUCUUACAUUGAAAGCUCAAAACAAACAUAUAUUGAGAUAUGUUACUGGAAAAAUUAAACCUGGCCGCAUCACUGCUGUCAUGGGUCCAUCAGGGGCUGGCAAGACAACAUUUCUUUCAGCUCUAGCUGGAAAGGCAUUUGGAUGCUUGGUAACUGGUUCAAUUCUUAUAAAUGGAAGGAAUGAAUCAAUCCACUCCUUCAAGAAAAUUAUUGGCUUUGUACCACAAGAUGAUGUAGUUCAUGGAAACCUGACGGUGGAAGAGAAUCUCUGGUUCAAUGCACAGUGCAGGCUAUCUGCUGACUUGUCAAAACCAGAAAAAGUUCUGGUUGUUGAAAGAGUCAUUGAAUUCUUGGGGCUUCAAUCUGUGCGGAAUUCAUUGGUUGGAACUGUAGAAAAGCGAGGUAUUUCUGGAGGCCAAAGGAAGCGUGUAAAUGUUGGACUGGAAAUGGUUAUGGAACCUUCACUUUUGAUCUUGGAUGAACCUACGUCUGGCUUGGACAGUGCAUCAUCUCAGCUCCUUCUAAGAGCACUGAGACGUGAAGCUCUUGAGGGAGUUAACAUUUGCAUGGUGGUUCACCAACCCAGCUAUGCUUUGUUCAAGAUGUUUGAUGACUUGAUACUUCUGGGAAAAGGUGGUCUUACUGUCUAUCAUGGAUCAGCCAAGCAAGUUGAGGAGUACUUUUCAGGCCUGGGGAUCAAUAUCCCAGAGCGGAUUAAUCCUCCAGAUUACUUAAUUGACAUUUUGGAAGGCAUAGCAGUACCUGGUGGAAGCUCAGGAUUCAGUUAUAAAGAGCUUCCAGUUAGAUGGAUGCUUCAUAAUGGAUAUCCAAUACCUCUUGAUAUGAGGCAGAAUGCAGAACAAUUUGAUAUGUCCCAGAGUAUAAAUUCAGCUAAUGAAAUAGAUCCCAAUGGAUCUGGUCAUGUAGACAAAACCUUUGCUGGAGAAUUAUGGCAAGAUGUGAGAAGCAAUGUGGAGCUGCAGGGGCAGAAGAUAAGACUCAAUUUUUUUAAAUCCAAGGAUUUAUCUAACCGGAAAAAUCCUGGUUUAUUCAAGCAAUAUAAGUACUUUCUUAAACGGGUUGGGAAGCAGCGAUUGCGGGAAGCUAGGAUCCAAGCCAUAGAUUAUCUGAUUUUGUUACUAGCUGGAGCAUGCUUAGGAUUUCUUACCAAAGCAAGUGAUCAAACGUUUGGUGCAGCUGGGUACACCUAUACGGUGAUUGCUGUAUCUCUUCUGUGCAAAAUUGCGGCCUUGAGAUCAUUUUCUCUAGAUAAAUUACACUACUGGAGGGAGAGUGAUUCUGGCAUGAGCAGCUUGGCUUAUUUUCUCUCUAAAGACACAAUUGAUCAUUUUAAUACAGUGAUCAAACCUGUGGUGUACCUCUCUAUGUUCUAUUUUUACACCAAUCCAAGAUCGACUUUUGCAGAUAAUUAUGUUGUGCUGCUUUGUCUUGUAUAUUGUGUGACUGGCAUAGCAUACGCAUUGGCCAUAUUUUUUGAACCUGGUGCAGCCCAGCUGUGGUCAGUACUUCUUCCUGUUGUUUUGACUCUCAUUGCAACGCAAUCACAAGAUAGUAAAAUUUUGAAGGAAAUAGCUAAUUUAUGCUACUCUAAGUGGGCUUUACAAGCAUUUGUUAUUGCAAAUGCUGAAAGGUAUCAGGGAGUGUGGCUCAUAAGUCGUUGUGGUUCACUUAUGAAAAGUGGCUAUAAUCUUCAUGAUUGGAGUUUGUGCAUAUCCAUCCUCAUUCUUAUGGGUGUAAUUGCCCGGGCAAUAGCAUUUUUCUGUAUGGUCACCUUCCAAAAGAAGUAAAGCCAAACUUUCAAGCUACCAAAAUUUUACGUUUCACAAAUUUGAGUUGUACAAAUUGGAGAGGGUAGC